CAAACCACCAGACAUAUUGCAGUCUGCCGUAGAAGUGAAAGGGUUUGGUGAAAAAUUCCGGCCGCCUCAGCGUCGCGAGGUGGGGGACGAGACGAAGCCAGAGCGCCCCAAACCCAAACCCCAGAACCCCGACAUAGGGUUACGCCAUCGCCAUGGGAUCUGUUGCCUCCGCAGCAGCGCCACCUUCUCCUCACUCAGCGCUACCCCAGGAGGGCGCGCCGCCCUAUGGCCCCGGGCUCGCCGGGAUCCUCCCGCAGACGUCAGUGGGAGAGGAGAAGAAGGAGGAGAAGGUGGACUACCUCAACCUCCUCUGCCCCGUGCCCUUCGAGGAGAUCCAGCGCGAGGCUCUCAGUUUGUCCCCUUACCCGUCCAGUUUUAACUCCAUAACCAGCUAGUGCGUGUGCAGUGCUGCGGCAUUGUGUAGUUUUCACUCGGUAUGCGCUGCCACGUGGUUGGUGAGACCCGUGGUAGAAUUGGUUGGUCGACGGAGAUUGAAUUUCUCGAUAUGGAUCAAGUUCUAGGCUGCUGCUUUAGUUUUACGGGGGUUCAUAGUUGGAUCUGAAAAUUAUGGUGCUUAGUUGAUUGUCAUUAUUACACAGCAUUGAUAGAUGUGUCUUAGGAAUUGCUUGGCCAUUUGUGUAUGACACAAGUAUCUUUUGCACACAGUGCCCACAGUGCAGCACAUUAACUGAUACUGCAGAUGUAGUUUUUGCUCUAAAGCAUUUGAUUCCACUACACUUGCUGUCUCUAGGAUUUGGUAUUUGUUUAAUUAUUUCUUUAACAUUGAUAUCUUGUCACAAAUACCAAUUAUUCAUAUGCAUUGUGCCUCUAUCCAGAUGACUUAUGACUUGUUUAUUCAGUUUACCAGCUCACUGCCCAUGUUUUUUAUGCACAUUCCAUAAAUUGUAAGAAAAUAUUCUUGAUGCUUCUUUAGGCCUCCACUCAUGGCACAAAUUGUAGUAUCUGAACACACAUCUUAACACAUUCCAUACAUCCCACAUGUACAUCAAUUAUUGCCCUUAAGACGUACACUAGAUCGACCCUAUGCACACAUAUACCUGCUGGAGAGGUUCACGAAGCCCUGGUUUGAAAUACGGGCCCGUUGCUGUCCCAUCAUGGCCCAAAGGCGCUGGAGGUUUAUCUGGAAAUUAAUUUGGCGGCAUGCCAUGAUGAGACACCCAUCAAACAAUCCUGAGUAUCGAAGAUUCAACCCGAGUUUUGGCGCAAAAAUCCUAGAGGCUGAUCUAGAAAUUGUUAUGGGGGCAUGCCACGAUGAAACACCUUUCAAACAAUCCUGAUGAUUUGAACUCAAUGUCUUUGAAGCCUGAACUUUUUGAAGGAUUGAGGUUUGACUUCACAAAAGGGUUGAAUCAAAAGUUUUCUCUUAGCCACAGCGUUUUUAUGGGCUCCUUAGAAGUUCCAGCCCAGGGGUCUGAAACUAUUAAAGUUCCAACUGCUCAUUAUGAAUUUGGUGCCAAUUUUUUAGAUCCAAAGUUAAUGCUCAUUGGAAGGGUGAUGACAGAUGGAAGGCUUAAUGCUCGCGUGAAAUGUGAUUUGACAGACAAUCUGAUGCUGAAAGUAAAUGCACAGCUUACCCAAGAGGCACAUUACUCACAAGGAAUGUUUAACUUUGACUACAAGGGAAGUGACUAUCGAGCACAAUUCCAAAUAGGGAACAAUGCAUUCUAUGGUGCAAAUUAUAUUCAGAGUGUUACUCCGAACCUAUCAAUGGGAACUGAAAUGUUCUGGCUUGGUCACCAAAGGAAGUCUGGAAUUGGUUUUGCCUGUCGCUAUAACACGGACAAAAUGGUGGGCACUCUACAGGUCGCAAGCACUGGAAUAGUUGCCUUAAGUUAUGUCCAGAAGAUUUCUGAGAAGGUUUCCCUUGCGUCUGAUUUCAUGUAUAACCAUAUGUCAAGAGACGUAACUUCCAGCUUUGGUUACGAUUACUUGCUUAGGCAGUGCCGUCUAAGAGGCAAAAUUGACUCGAAUGGUGUUGUUGCGGCAUAUCUGGAGGAGAGGUUGAACAUGGGUGUCAACUUUCUUCUAUCUGCUGAGAUUGACCAUUGUAAGAAGAACUACAAGUUUGGUUUCGGAAUGACCGUAGGAGAGUAAUUCUGCUAAAACAAUUGCUGAGAAGAGCACAUGAGGACUUUCGCAGUCUGCUUUGCAUUGUAUGUUAAGAUACUUCAGGUCUCAGUUUUGAUUGAUCAGGUUCUGCCCCGUCGAAAAAAAUACUAGCUGUUGCUGCUUUACAGGGUUUUGUCUCAGUGUAUUGGUGGUUGUUUAUUUUCAGCUACUUGAGCAUGGGGGCCAUGAUUCUUUGUUCAUCUUGGAUGUAACUAGCUGAUUGGUGUUCCAAUGAUGUUGUAUUUGCAGAACGAUUUUUUCCUUUUAAAUCACCAACAACCACCACACUAGGCUUUUUCUGUACCAUCAUGGACGGGCCACAAGAUUUUACAGUUCAAAGCUUUGGCACUUGCCAUAUUUGAUGUCGUCUUGUGCUUUUGCUCAUCCAUGUAAGUCAGAAAUCUCAGUUCAUAUCAGUGCUUUUGCUCAUCCAUGUAAGUCAGAAA
Molecule: messenger RNA, 2576 nt
Organism: Zea mays
Lineage: Eukaryota; Viridiplantae; Streptophyta; Magnoliopsida; Poales; Poaceae
Product: mitochondrial import receptor subunit TOM40
Exons: 11
Coding region: 1273-2115 (280 amino acids)
Biological process (GO): protein import into mitochondrial matrix
Cellular component (GO): mitochondrial outer membrane
Molecular function (GO): transmembrane protein transporter activity
Source: RefSeq, a predicted model, not a curated record